AUGGUUAAAAUUUAUCUCGCCAGUACACCAGGUGCCUCUUCGUACAUAAUCGGCAAUCAAAACAUCGAAAAACAAGAUUUCCCUAUAUCUAAUCUGUUCUUUAGAUAUCAACACAAUAGAACGGGCUGGUUAAGUAAUGAUAACAUUCAAGUAUAUGAGAAAUAUAGUUGGAGCGGUUCGUUUGUUACUUUGAAGGCUACGGGAGUUUAUGAUGGUUAUUCAGUUAAACAUGAACAUGUUUACUUUAACAAAUAUAAUGAAGGGGUGCCUCUUGUACUAGUAAUAUUUUUCACCGGUCGAGGAAAUGUUAAGAAUAAGUUUUACAGAUUGGCAGGUUUCAAACAAGACUUGGGGAACACCAAGGACAUUGAGGAACUGGAAGAUUAUACAACCGAUGAAAACAUGUUGACUGCUUUACUUGAGGAAAACGAUAAAAUAGAAACCAUUUUAACAUACAACAUAGGACUUACUGAAGGCACUGGUGAGGACAAAGAUACCUAUAAUGGGCAGAAAAUUAAGUUGACUAAAUUGACAAGUAAUCCAGAGGACGACGAAGAUCAAAAGAGUUUGUUGAAGGCAUUUGAAGGAGAUGUUUUCAGAAUUUAUACACACAAGUCUUUAAAUUUAAGGAGCCCAAAUAAAUACUGUUAUAUCUACAAACAACAGCUUCUGAUUGAUGAAAAAAAACAACCUAUUAGAAAUUUGAUAAAUAAUAAUUACAUCUUGACAGUAUAUUUUAGUGUUGUAAACAAACCAUUGAUUAUAGAAUUUUCUAAACAGGGCAGUGACAAAAAGAGCAAUCUGUAUUAUUAUUUAAAAGAAUCAGAUGAUGGGACAGAAUACUGGGAACAAAUAAAACAGGGAUCUGUGUUAGAUGUUGAAAUUACCGAUGAUAAAAUUUAUGAACAACUAACAUCGAAUGAUUACGAGAAAUUGUUAUCAUUGCUGAGAACAUUGAACAACAAAUGUACUAAAACGAUUUUUUUUAUGCUUGAUGCACAAAAGGAUCCAUAUGGAAAGAGUGAAAUAGGAUUAGCCUUUGAUGAAUACAGCAAUUACAAAAUGAUAAACAAUGACGAAAUAACUGUCGAGGAAAAAAAGGAUGAUAAUGUCAAGUGUAUUACUGAUAAAAAAUUCAUAGUAAUUGAACAUGAUUUUAGUCAAAUUGCUUCAAGUAUAGAGAAUAAUGAAGUGGCUGAAUUAAAGUUUAUUAUUCCAAAUGCUAAAGAUAAACACUCCAUAGUAACUUUGUACAAGGAUGACAAAGCUAAAGAGAUCGAUAGUUUAAUGUAUUCAAAAGGCAAAAAAAGAUUGUACACAUAUUUUUACGGACAUGAUUUUAGAACACUACUACUUUGUUAUAAUGGCCAAGCUUAUAAACCUAAAGACUUGAAUGAGUAUCAAUUUAAGUGGGUUAAGGACAAUAGCAUAGGUAGUUGUUGUUGUGAUGGAAGUACUACUGGUUUGAUAAACACACUCACUAAUGUCACCAGUUUUUUAAACGUCGUUAACUUAAACGUAAGACCUGAUCCUGGUAGUGAAAAUAAAACAUAUGACAUUUAUAAACUUGGUGACAAACAAAUACAAAUCAGAGUUAAAGUUGGUGAACCAGUUGGAUGCUAUAAAGUAUACGUUCAUGAACCUAAUGAAGAAGGUUAUAGGCUAGGAAAUAUCGAAUACAAAGAAGGUUUCGAUGAAAUAAAGGGAAGCAUAAGUUACGAAUCAAAUUGGAACUCAUACGGUUACCUUGGAAGAGUUUUUGUAUACUACUAUAACCUUGAUGAAGAAUACAGGUAUCCCUUAAUAGUAGUCCUGGAGUUCAAAAACAAUUUUAAGAGCAUUUUUAAGCAAUAUCAAUUAUCCAGUAUUAAUUAUAAAUGGUCACAAACUUAUGGAUUCGAAUAUAAUGAAAAUAAACUUUUACAGGAUUUAUACAUUUUGACCAAAAGAUUCAAUCUUAAAGAUUAUAAAGACCAUGAGUCAGAAUGUUUAGGGAAAAACAAACACAUAGGAGCAAUAAUAGGAACCGUUGUGCCAACAACAUUAGUUACAGGUGGCAUUGCGGUAGCAUUUUAUUUGAAUCCUAAUGUAUUUUUUUACAUAUAUAGAUGGUUAAUUUAA
This is a messenger RNA of Theileria orientalis strain Shintoku, 2121 nucleotides long. RefSeq lists its product as hypothetical. The transcript has a single exon. The record is from RefSeq and is a predicted model, not a curated record. The coding region runs from base 1 to 2121 and encodes 706 amino acids. Lineage: Eukaryota; Apicomplexa; Aconoidasida; Piroplasmida; Theileriidae.